Molecule: messenger RNA, 4064 nt
Organism: Magallana angulata
Lineage: Eukaryota; Metazoa; Mollusca; Bivalvia; Ostreida; Ostreidae
Product: tyrosine-protein kinase SRK2-like
Exons: 11
Coding region: 262-1815 (517 amino acids)
Biological process (GO): cell surface receptor protein tyrosine kinase signaling pathway; protein phosphorylation; cell differentiation
Cellular component (GO): extrinsic component of cytoplasmic side of plasma membrane
Molecular function (GO): non-membrane spanning protein tyrosine kinase activity; signaling receptor binding; ATP binding
Source: RefSeq, a predicted model, not a curated record
UUAGUUCUCAUUUGUGCCGCUCUCCGUUCGGUGUUUGAGGAGUUUACAUAUUACUUCCUGAAACUUUCUUCCACCUACUUCCCAGAAAGAUUUUGUGAGACUGUGUUAGUAAAAUGAAAUUCAAAGAGUUAGAAUGGAGACAGACCGAUACAUGACCUGAAACUCUGACUCUACACACACUUUAACCCGCUUUCUGAUUUGUGUGAUUCUUGGAACUAAUGUGAAACUUAGUGACAGGAUUAUAAACAGUGUUGUACAAAUAUGGGAGCUUGUUGUGCCAAAAAAGCACCGAGUGAUACAAAACUUACGGAUAUAAGUGCUGUGAAUGGUGAAACAGAUAGCAAGACGGGGAAUUCCAACAACAAGAGUAAGGGGCGUUAUACCAAGGACCCCACAUCCUUGGCAACACCUGAGCCCCAACCUGCUGCCCCAGCUGUAUCCUACAAAUCGUCUCUACGAGCCUUGUACGACUAUGACGCCAGGGCUGAUGAUGACUUGAGCUUUAAAAAGGGAGACCUUUUAUAUCUACUUGAUGACAGCGAUUCCGAUUGGUGGUUUGCAAAACAUGCCAACCCUAACUACAGCAACACAAAGGUUGAAGGAUACGUCCCCAGGAAUUAUGUGGCCAAGGAAGACUCUCUUGAGUCUUAUGACUGGUUCAUGGGAGCUCUCUCUAGAAAGGAGUCGGAGAGGCUGCUACUCACCCCUGGAAAUGAGACCGGAUGUUUCUUGAUAAGAGAAAGUGAAACUAGUCCAGGAAAUUAUGUGCUAUCAGUGAGAGAUUACGAAGAUGUCAAGGGAGACACAGUCAAACAUUACAAAAUACGCAACAUGGACAAUAACCGUGGUUACUACAUCGCAGCUCGCCGAGUCAUGUCCUCUCUACCAGAACUCAUCAAUCACUACUCCGGUCAGUCAGAUGGGUUGUGUCGGCAGUUGACCAAGCCUUGUCCUAAAUCUAAACCUGUCAUUAGUCUGAACAAAGAUGCUUGGGAAAUCCCCAGAGAGUCACUAGAAUUCAGCAAGAAGCUGGGAGCAGGCCAGUUUGGAGAAGUGUGGAGAGGAAAAUGGAACAAAACCACAGAUGUUGCCAUCAAAACACUGAAGCCUGGCACGAUGUCCAAGGAUGCGUUCUUGGAAGAGGCCAACAUCAUGAAGCAGUGUAAGCAUGACAAGCUAGUCCGACUGUACGCCGUCUGUACGGACGUGGAGCCCAUCUACAUUGUCACGGAGCUGAUGUCCAAGGGAAGUCUGCUGGAUUUCCUGCGGGACGACGACGGACAGAACCUGAAGUUUCAACAGUUAGUGGACAUCGCUGCUCAGAUUGCAAGUGGUAUGGCAUUCCUGGAAGAGAAGAAGUUGAUUCACAGAGAUUUGGCUGCGAGAAACGUUUUGGUCGGCGACAACAACAUUGCCAAGGUGGCUGAUUUUGGUCUUGCCCGAGUCAUCGAAGAUGAUGAAUACAACCCCAAACAUGGCACCAAGUUUCCCAUAAAGUGGACAGCGCCAGAAGCUGCUCUAUACGGCCGAUUCACCAUCAAGUCUGAUGUGUGGUCUUACGGAAUUCUGCUGGUAGAAAUUGUUACACAUGGCCAGGUGCCAUAUCCAGGUAUGGCUAAUCGUGAGGUGCUGGAGCAAGUAGAGAGGGGCUACAGACAACCCAAACCACCGCACUGUCCAGACUCCAUGUACGACAUCAUGAAGAAAUGCUGGGACAAGAAGCCCGCCAAUAGACCUACAUUUGAGUAUCUGGCCAGUUUCUUUGACGACUACUUUGUUUCAACUGAACCCAACUAUAGAGAAGCUGAUGAAUAAUGCAAACUGUUCUGAGUCCCACAUUCAUUUGUUAUAAAAAACUACAAUUUUUAUUCCUAUUGAAGGCCUAAAUGGUUCUCAAUUUUACUUGCAGUUUAAAUAAACGCAAGUUUAUUUCCAGCAUAUGUUAAGCAUAACAAAAAAGAAAAUCUUGUUACUUGUUGAUAAUAAAAUAUGCUUGGUUAGAUGUACAUAUUGACAAGGACUUACAUAUACUUUAGGCCCUAUAGUUGUAUUUCAUGGUCUAUUAUCACCAAAUGUUAUAUUUUCUGUAUUAACUGAUAUUUUUACAUGUAAUUUGAUAUUUACAUGUAUUUCACAGGUGAAAAAUUGAUUUUUACCGUUAAAUUUACUUUAUAUGUAUUUACUUGUUAUAUGCAUACCACACAAACACUUCUUUGCAUGUAUCAAACUAGACCAUCCAAGGAUAACUGCAUAAUUAUUAUGUACUGUGAUUGAUAACAAUGCAGAUCAGUGCCACAAAAAGCAUGUUUCCAUCCAAGUUAGGCUAUCACUUGCAACGAAGAGUUAGGCUAUCACUUGUAGUGAUCAGUUAGGCUAUUACUUGCAGCGAAGAGUUAGGCUAUCAAUUGCAGCGAAGAGGUACCUGUGUUGUUUAAGUAUAUUACACAUGUCCAUCAAAAUUGUGCCUUAAAUUAUGUGUAGAUCAGUCUUAAGAGACAAUGUUUUUUAUUUUUAUUUUGCUGUGAAUGUUCAUUAGAAACUUGCAGAUAAGUUUCUGUGGAAACAACCUUGACCAAAGAUAUGUACAUUACGAUUUUAAUAUGUCACUAAUUAGCAUAUGAUGUGAUUAUGUAUGGAAUGAAAUGAUGAGAAAUGUUUGCCAUUCAUUCUACUUAAAGUGUGGAAUACUGAAAAAUCACUGAUAAAUCUCUCUGUAUAUAUUCUUAAUUACACAUAUAUGGACCAUUUUUAGUGUAGAUUUAUACUCACAGUUGUCAGCAUUGACAGAAUAUUUGUACCAUUUCAUUCUUAUCCAUUCCAGACACAAGUAAAGUUACUAUCUGUUUUAUUUUUGUUACACGUUAUAUUGUAUACUUUGUUGGUCUUGUUAAUAUGAAGUAGAAAAGAGAGAGAGUGAGUGAGUGAGCAAGAGAGAAGUAUUAACCAGGUGAUCUAUAUUGUAUUUAUUGCAAGAGUUUUGAUGCUUUUAUGUCGUCUUUUUACACAUAUUAUGUAUAUCCAUGUACAUGUCAUUCCAGUAUGUCCUUUUGCUCUCUCUGUUUCUUUUGAUAUUUUCAUAUUAAGGGUAACUUUUAAUCUAUGUAUUAUGUAUUGUUGUCUACAAAAUGCUGUGCAGGAUUCAAAUUUUCCAUUUUUGAUAUUUUUUUAUUAGUCAAACUAAUGCUAAUUGUUGUUUGAAAAACAUUCACAAUAUCUGAAUACAUGUUGAUAACCAUUACAUCAAAUCAGAAUACAAAAUAAUAUGUGUAUAUAUUUUAGUUCAUAUUUUGGUCGUUAGUGAACUUGGCCACACCUUAUAAGAACAAUAACUCUGUCUAUUUGUCACUUCCUACAUUGUUUCAGCAGCUGAAAUUCUGAUAUAUACAUCUCUGGUGAUAGAUAUAAACUGCUGUUCAGUGCCUCUGGAACACUCUUUCUUUGUCUGCUAAGCCAGCAAGUGCUUGCCAAUCUCUCAAAGAGAUAAGACAGCAUUGAAUUCAUGUGUUUAAUUUGUGGUUAGGUUGGGUUCUUUUUCAAUUAGUGCUAAGCUCGUAAGUCCCUGUACUUUAGAUUUGAUAUGAAUUAAUUAAUUUCUAUUCAAAAUGUAUUGUUUAGAAACAAUUCUAGCUGUUUUGAUUCAUUGGAUUCAAGAAAUAAGUGUACUAACCAACAUACUGUCUUUUUUGAAUACUAUUAAUAUGUCAUUUCAAUAAUGUACAUGUAUAUAACAAUUAUCUUUUAUCAUCUCUAUCAAUAAUACAUUGAUAUUCAUAGUGUAUAUCAUGAAAUUUCUUUAAUUUUAAUUCUAAAGUGUAAUGGGGUUUUUUUAAAGCAGAGAGUUAUCCCGAGUGGAUUUGUAACAAUCAAAGCAUGCUAUGAAUAUGACUAAUUGUUAUUUUAUCAAUAACAGAAAAGAGUGUCAACAUUUUUGUUGGAGAGCAGUUUGAAGGCAUUUUCAUGUGUGAAUGUCAGAUUUGUUUUGUAUAUAUACAUAUUUUUAUAUCUACAAAAAUGUACAUGUAUAGUCACAUUUUUAUUAUAUAAAUAUGUCAUUUCAUAAGAUC